Molecule: messenger RNA, 4283 nt
Organism: Acanthochromis polyacanthus (spiny chromis)
Lineage: Eukaryota; Metazoa; Chordata; Actinopteri; Pomacentridae
Gene: mylk4a
Product: myosin light chain kinase family, member 4a
Exons: 15
Coding region: 267-2735 (822 amino acids)
Biological process (GO): intracellular signal transduction; positive regulation of apoptotic process; protein phosphorylation
Cellular component (GO): nucleus; cytoplasm
Molecular function (GO): ATP binding; protein serine/threonine kinase activity
Source: RefSeq, a predicted model, not a curated record
GGGAAACACAAGUGUGGCUUAACAACAAUAAGUUUGCUUGAGAGUUAUAGUUUGAGAGAUUCAAAAUCUCUGUUUAUGUUAUUUGUCAUCUGUUGAUCGAUGACCUUUGAUCUAGAAUAUUUUUUCCUGGAUUUCCUUUUGUUUUUUACUUUUCCGUUCUGUCGUAGAGCUGGCUACGAUAUUUGAGAAAGAAUUUUUGUCUGUAUCACGGACGUUAUUAGUCCUAUUUUUUUCCCAAGUUGGUGAUUGUUAUAUCACUGGAAGCCAUGACUACGUUGGGAAUAAGUGCAGCGGGAGAUGUCAACAGUGCAGGCUUUGACCUCAUUCAAACCCGCAUAGAGUCACUGAGCAGCAAGAUGGACAAGCUCAUCAACAUUCAAGAAAAGGUCCUCAGCCGACUAGAUGGGAUGUCUCAGGACAUUGACUUCAUCGAAAAGGAUAUGGAGAACCUGAAGGUAGACAAGGAGGAGAUCCAUCUCCCUCCCAGGGUAAUGAACCAGACCCAGGUGAUGGGGCGAGAGGUGAGGGAGAUCUGCCAGGAAAUGAGCACCAUAAUGUCGGUGGUGAACCAGCGGUCUGAGCAGCAGGCUCAGAAACUGGAAGGGAUGGAAAAACUGGUUCUCAGCAUGCAGCAGGUGAUCAGCUUCAUCGGGGAGACGGUGAAGAGUUCAAGGGUUAUGGAGCUGAUGUUCAAAGGCCGAGUAGCUCGGAAAGGCUCCAAACCCAAAGACUCGAAGGGAAAGCAAGCUAUAAAGAGGAAAUCAUCUUCAGAUACAAUAGCUAAAAAGCUUGACAAGAGAACUACCUCUAAUAAAGCCACUAAAGGGAAACAAGAGAUAACUCCUGCAUGUGAGCCCAGUUCUCUGCAGACUUCUCACAAGAUAAAGCUCCACGGACCAAAGCAUUUCCUCGCCUCUCGCAAAUGUGGAAAGUUUUUGAAAGACCACAAAGCCAAAGAUGGGACAGAUAAGCCCUGUUUGAGCCCUAAGGGUCUGAAAGCUCAAAAGAAGAUGAAGCCUCUAGAUACAGCAGAAAAUAUCUCUUUGAAGAAGCAGGUUUUGCUUCUGGAAGAGGUGCAGAAACUCAACAGGGAGAAUGCAGAGAAAUCAGGUCACCAGCUCACCCCUGGAUACCUGGACCUGGAGGCUGGUGUGUCCCCCGAAGAUCAAAAGGCCGAUGACCCUGAAAGCAACUUGGUGGACUUCCUGCGUGAAGACUCCCGCAAUGCUGUGGCUGAAAAACAUGAGGCUGUUUGUGAGGAGGAGAAGGUGGGGGAAAAGGUGCCUGAGGAAGAGGCAACACCUACAGAGGAGGAUGCAGUGAAAGAAGAAGAAAAACUCCCAGAAAUAAAGGAGGAAGUGCCUGUUUCUGCUUCUGAAGAAUCAGCUGAAGUCCCAGAGACCCCUGCCUCCCAAGAAGUUGAGAAAGAAGUGACUGCAACAAGCAGUGAUGACCACAAAGACUCCUCACCAUCUCAGAAAGCUGAACAGGACCAGACAUCAGAGGUCAGCGGCACAAGUACCAAGCGCUUUGUGACAGAGGAACACUUUGUAGUGGAGGAACACACAAAGAGCCAGGUGGUGGGAGAGGAGGAAGAGGAGGAGGAGAAGAAAGAAGACAACGAGGAAGAUGAGCAGAAGCUGGAGUCGGAGGGCUGGGCCGUCUUCAGGGCUGAUGGAGUUGAAUUCCAGUUUGACCUUAAACAAAGGCUGGAGAGGGAGGUGAAGGAAAGCGAAUCAGAAAAUGAUGCUGAAAAAGUAGCCGAAGAUGAUGAUGAUGCUGAGCGCUACUUUAUUGACACCACCCCUCCUCCAGCGGCUCCUUUUAAUCACCGCAUUGUGUCUGCCAAGCCCAACCAGAUCAGGAACUUCUACACCAUCAACUGGCAGGAGAUCCUGGGCGGGGGUCGCUUCGGCCAGGUACACAAGUGUGUUGAGAACUCAUCUGGCCUCACUUUGGCAGCAAAGGUCAUCAAAGCCCGGAGUCAAAAAGAAAAGGAGGUGGUGAAGAAUGAGAUCCAGGUCAUGAAUAAUCUGGACCAUGCCAACCUGAUCCAGCUCUAUGCAGCUUAUGAGUCAAGGAAUGACAUCAUCCUUGUACUUGAAUAUGUUGGUGGAGGGGAGCUGUUUGACAGGAUUAUUGAUGAAAACUACACAUUAAUGGAGCUGGACGCUGUGGUGUUCAUCAGGCAGAUGUGUGACGGGCUGCAGCACAUGCACAAAAUGUCCGUCCUACAUCUCGACUUGAAGCCGGAAAACAUUCUGUGUGUGAGCAGAGUCACUAAUAAGAUCAAAAUCAUCGACUUCGGUCUUGCCAGGAUAUAUAAACCAAGGGAGAAACUGCGCGUGAAUUUCGGCACUCCAGAGUUUCUCGCCCCUGAAGUUAUCAACUACGACUUUGUGUCGUUCAACACAGACAUGUGGAGCCUCGGCGUCAUCACCUACAUGCUCCUGAGUGGCCUGUGUCCCUUCCUUGGAGAUGAUGACAACCAGACUCUGAAUAACAUCUUGGCCUGUCAGUGGAACUUUGAGGAACAAGAGUUUAUGGAUACAUCAGAAGAAGCCAAAGACUUCAUCAGAAGACUCCUGGUUGUAAAUAAAAGUUGGAGGAUGGGGGCCUCUGAGUCCUUAAGGCAUCCUUGGCUCUCUGACUCUGCGCUUCAUCACCGUCUUUAUACAAAGAAAACUAUGUGCAGAUCACGGCGAUCAUCAUGUGUGCCCACGACUGAGAGUUGAGCUCUGCAAUGAUGUGACAGCUCCAGCUGUGGCCACUUGGACCAACCCUUCUGUCCAUGUAAUGGACCUCAAUUACAAUCUGUGCAUCUGUGAGGUGGACUGAAUUUCUGGUUACUCCCCAAAAACCUUCUCUUGACGUGAUCCACUGUGUUUUGUAGCUGUAAGCGAUAUACUAAUGCAAUUUAUAAAGGAAAACAGUUUUGGUUCAUUGGGCUUUAAUACUAGAUAGUCCCACUGUGUACUGUAUAUUCAUGAAAACCUUCUUCUCUUGAAUGCUUUUUAAAAAAACUGUAAUGCCAGAAAACAAAGUGUAAAACAACAAGAGCAACUUAGAACUGUAAUCAGUUCAGUAAAAUUACCAUGCAAUAUACUACCUUUGUGAAAUUAUUAAUGCUCAUUUAUUGUUGGAACUCUGUCAGGGUAAAGUUGAAUCAGCUGCUGAGUUUUUAGUUUGUUGGUAGUGUUUUAAUGGAGUGUUUUCCAUCUUGUGGUAUAUGGCACUUCCAAAUGGUGCUAAAGUGAUAAUCUGACGUAGCUUCAUAAGACACAUAUUAUCAUCAUAUACUUGAGAUUGAAUUUGUGUGGCCUUGAAAGCUGAAUAUGCACAUUUGAAUAUCUACUUCACUUUGAAAUAUUCACUCAUUCUUGUUUAUUUCUAACCAAAAACACUGUGUUGUUAUCAUUUGCUGCUUUUUUUUGUUUGUUUUCGGCUGAUAGAUACUAGCUUUACAUGUUUAGAUACAUACCUCAACGGCUAUUGUAUAAAGGCUACAGCAAGAUUCAUAUUUCAUAUGAACAAAAUGUAACUUUUGUGCUGAAUGUCUCCCCGUUCUGUUAUAAAUGCUGUCAAAAAUUACUUUUCUUUUUUUUUUUUGGCUGUAAAUAGCAGCCUAAUAGUUAAUUCAAAUUCAGAUUUUCAUAGGGGAUGGACUCCAUAAAAAUAGUGGGUGUCUAAUGUGUGUAUGGACAGAAUGGAAUUUGUGUGGUGUCAAAACCUGUAGUAUGUGCACUUUAUAUUAUUUAUUUAAACAACAAAAAUACACAACUCGACUGUGGUUCCACUGGGAAGACUUCUAUGGUCGGAUCUCCUCGUGUCUCCUACAUCUGUUUAUAGAGAAAAUACAUUUUACCUUAAAAGAAACACUUCAGCAACACAGUUUAUGUCUUAUCAGCAAAGUCUGUUAUUUUAAUUUUCUGUUGCAUGUUUUUAUGUGUUUGAUCAGCCGCUAAAGCUUAAACUUCACGCGCGGAGAAGUAAAUUUUUUUUUUUUUAAUCUUCAUUCACAGCACUGUAGACGCUUUUUUCACAUAAAGUUAUCUUUAAAAUGCCUUCUGUGAAGGUUCACUGACUGAAAGUAAUACACUAUCUACCUACUGUUGCCUUAGUUUGUUAAGACAUUAUUGGGGCUACAUUAUGUGCUUUUAAUUUAACGUCAUGAUGAAUGUCAUGCUGAUUGUUGGAACACUGAGUGCUAGUAAAAGAAACUGUCAUCACUGAGUGUUAACAAAUUCAGCAUGUAUUUGUGAAGUGUGUAGACACCCAUUAAA